Messenger RNA from Myotis myotis, 2758 nucleotides. RefSeq names its product EF-hand domain containing 1 (gene EFHC1). Bases 164 to 2179 code for a protein of 671 amino acids. The record is from RefSeq and is a predicted model, not a curated record. Gene Ontology annotation, biological process: cilium-dependent cell motility; mitotic spindle organization; mitotic cytokinesis. The transcript is spliced from 11 exons. Gene Ontology annotation, cellular component: axoneme; mitotic spindle. Gene Ontology annotation, molecular function: alpha-tubulin binding; calcium ion binding. NCBI's taxonomy places the organism in Eukaryota, Metazoa, Chordata, Mammalia, Chiroptera, Vespertilionidae.
GGGGCGGGGCCAGUUCCGCGACGCCUACUAACCACGCCCCUCUCAUUGGGGUCGUCUUACCGCGAGACCGCUGAGUCCCGCCUUCAGAUCACGCGCAGACCCGUUGCUCCGCGCCCGCGGCCCUGCACUUCACUCGCAGGUGCUCGGGCUGGGUGGCAGCGCCAUGGAACGCAGAGAGACCUGCGAACGCGGCACGUCGCCCGGGCAACCGGGGACCACAAAACCUUUCCAAGGCGGCGGCGGCGGCGUGGCGGAUGCGAUGAUGUCCAACCCCGAGCCUAGUCUGCCCCUUCUGCCCGGCACAUCCUGUGCGGACCCCACGAAAACGGACUUCCAUAGAAGCCAGACACUGAGCUACACGCAUGGCUAUGCAAUGGCUCGUCGUCCAACGGUUGGAAUAGGCGGGGACCGGCUCCAGGUCAACCAGCUGUCCCAGGCUGACCUGGAUGAGUUGGCCAAUAAGGCACCACUUCUAACUUAUGGUGAACCUAAGCCGGCUGCACCUCCGGAAUUUAUUCCUGCGCAUGUGGCUUUUGACAAAAAGGUACUGAAGUUUGAUGCCUAUUUUCAAGAAGAUGUUUCUAUGUCCACUGACGAACACUAUAGGAUCCGUCAGGUGCACAUUUACUACUACCUGGAAGAUGACAGCAUGUCAGUCAUGGAGCCCCUUGUGGAAAACUCUGGGAUCCCUCAAGGCAAGCUGAUCAAACGUCAGCGCUUACCCAAGAAUGACCGAGGAGACCAUUACCAUUGGAAAGACCUAAACCGAGGAAUAAACAUUACAGUUUAUGGCAGAACUUUCCACGUUGUUGACUGUGAUGGAUUCACACAGGAAUUUUUGGAAAGUCAAGGAAUUGAAUUAAAUCCACCUGGGAAGAUGGCUCUGGAUCCUUACACAGAACUUCGGAAACGGCCUCUUCAUCAGUAUGUCACUCCAUCGGACUUUGAUCAACUCAAGCAGUUUCUCACCUUUGACAAACAAGUUCUUCGAUUCUAUGCGAUCUGGGAUGAUACAGACAGCAUGUUCGGUGAAUGUCGGAAGUACAUCAUUCAUUACUAUCUUAUGGAUGAUACGGUAGAAAUUCGAGAGAUCCAUGAACGGAAUGAUGGGCAUGAUCCCUUCCCGGUCCUGAUGAACCGCCAGCGUAUGCCCAAGAUUUUGGUGGAUGCAAAGAACUUCCCUAAGUGUGUGCUGGAAAUCUCUGAUCAGGAGGUGUUGGAAUGGUAUACUGCCAAAGACUUCAUCGUUGGGAAGCCUCUCACUAUCCUCGGGAGAACCUUCUUCAUUUACGAUUGUGACCCGUUUACUCGACACUAUUACAAAGAAAAGUUUGGAAUCUCUGAUUUACCAUGUAUUGAUGUAAGCAAGAAGGAACAACCUCCUGUAAAACAGGAAUUACCUCCCUAUAAUGGUUUUGGACCAGUCGAAGAUUCUGCUCAGAAUUGUUUUGUUCUCAUUCCAAAAGCUCCGAAAAAAGAUAUUAUUAAAAUGCUGAUGAAUGAGAACAAGGUGCUUCGUUUUUUGGCUUCACUGGAAUCCCCCUACCCAGAAGACAAAGACCGCCGAUUUGUCUUCUCUUAUUUUCUAGCCACUGACAUGAUCAGUAUCUUUGAGCCUCCUGUUCGCAAUUCUGGUAUCAUUGGGGGCAAGUACCUUGGCAGAACAAAAGUUGCCAAACCACACUCUCCGCCAGGAAACCCCAUCUACUAUAGCCCUAGUGACUUCUUCAUUGGCGCUGUGAUUGAUGUGUUUGGCCACCGGUUCAUCAUCCUGGACACAGACGACUAUGUCUUGAGAUAUAUGGAAAGUAACGCUGCCCAGUAUUCACCAGAGGCACUCUUGUCGAUUCAGAACCAUGUUCAAAAGCGAGAAGCUUCUGCACCAAAGUUGGAAAAAAAAGCAACGGGAGUGGAUCCAAGCAUGCAGGAACUGGAGGCAUUAAUAGACAGAAUCCAGAAGCAAGUGAAAGACCAUCCCUGCAGAGAUAACAUUCGAGAGGCAUUCCAAGUUUAUGACAAGGAGGCGACAGGAUUCGUGGACAAAGAGGUGUUCUUUAAAAUCUGUAGCACUCUCAGCGUCCCAGUUGAUGAUUCCUUGACUAAGGAGUUAAUCAGGAUGUGCUCUCACGGAGAAGACAAGAUCAACUACUACAACUUUGUCCGGGCUUUCUCGAACUGACCAGGCUGAGGAGAGGGCGCACUAGUAUUUUGAGGUUGGACCUCACUUUGAAAAUAUACCUUGUACUCUUUGUAGAGGCUUGAAAGUAUAUCAAGCCUUUGAAAGUAUAUUCCUUUCUCUUUUGUUUCUUAUAUUUCACUACUUCUGAAGUCUAAGUUAGAUUGCAUCUUGUAAGAAGAUUGGUGCCUUAUUGAGGGAGGUAGAGAUGGGGGUGUUGUGAUGGUUAAUUUUAUGUGUCGAGCUGACUGGGCCUUGGGGAACCUAGAUAUUUGGUCAAAUGUUAUUCCUGGGUGUCUGUGAGGGUGUUUCUGGGUGGGAUGAACAUUUGAGUUGGUGGACUGAGUAAAGCAGGCUGCCCUCCCAGUGUGGGUGGACCUCUUCCAACUCAUUAAAGGUCUAAAUAGAACAAAAGGCUGACCUUCGCGAGUAAGAGUGAAUUCCUCCUGCCUUCUGACUCAAACAUUAGAAAGCCUGCUGGCCUUCAGACUGGAACCACACCGUCAGCUCUCACGGUCUUCUUGUUGACUGACUGUAAUCACGUGAACCAUUCCCUAUAAUAAAGCUCAUUCUUUCUAUAUA